AUGCAUCGAGCGGCGUCGCUCGUCCCAAAGAUCCUAUUGGGAAUACUGUCCCUCUGCAUUUUCUAUCAAAUUUACUGGUUAGAGCCAGAACCAGUUGCAUUGCAGCAGAGCGACAUUUCCAAAUCGACAUGGUUCCAAGAUGUGCAAAAGGCACAACCACAAGACGCCCAGGCAUCAAUUAGUGCCACUCUGGCAGCAUCCAAUGUGUUCACUCCUUCACCAUCGAGCACACUUACUCUUUCACUAUCCGCUACAUCCGCUCCUUUAGUCUCCAGUACAUCCGCUUCAUCUGCUUCCAGUACCCCUACUCCAUCGCUCGACCUCAGCAAAACGCACAUCUCCUACGGCCACACACAAUGCAUGCCAGAUUUCGACAAGCACUGGAAGGGACAAGCAGUCAUACGCAAAGAAUCAUGCGCAAAGCAUGCCCCCUUUGAAACCAAAGAGACCCGCCGAGUCGCCCUCGCCUCUAUCACAACUGGCAAAAAAGUAGAAGCCUACCAACGCGCAGUCCAAUCCCACAUGCUCCACGCCGCCGUUCACGACACCUCCGCCCACAUCCUCUGCGAAGACCUCGCCGACGGCGCCUGGAACAAAAUCGCCUUCCUCCUCCACCUCGUCCAAAACGAGCUGCUCAAGCCCAACCACACCCGCUUAGAAUGGAUCCUCUGGAUCGACCGUGACGCCAUAAUCAUGGACCCGUGCCGUCCCCUCUCGAGCUUCCUCCCCCCAGACACCCCCGAAUACGCAAACGUCAAUCUUAUCGUCAAUCGCGACGCCGGCGACCUAAACGCCGGCUUGUUCCUCUUCAAAGUAAACGAGUGGUCCGCCAAACUCUUCAGCACAAUCCUCGGAUACCGAUACUACCGUCCCAACGACCGUCUACCCUCUGCAGAACAAACAGCCAUGUCGCGGCUCCUCAGCGAGCCCGGGUGGUCUGAAAAAGCAGCCUGGGUCCCCUGGUACUGGUUCAAUGCGUACCCAGCGCCCAACAACAGCAUUGUCGAUUUCGCAGCGGGCGCGCAGCCUGCAAGUCUAAAAUGGUUUCAAGCCCGCAAGGGACACUUUGUCGUGCACUUUGCGGGCGACGAUGGCAGAAGCGCGCGCAUGCUCGAGUGGGAGGAUGUCAUUGAAACCAUGGAUGUGUGGAGGGAGGGCACUGCGAAGGUAGAUGUCACGGCAGAGGUUAAGAGGUAUUGGGAUGCGUUUAGGAGCGGCGCACUGAAAUUGUGGCAGAAGACGGGGGAUCCGAGGGAUAAGGUGAAGGAGGCGAAGGAGGAGGAAGAGCGGAAGAAGAAGGAGAUGAUGAGGGUUAAGGAGAUGGAGGAGUUGGAGGAGGCGAAGAAGGCGCUUGAAUUGAAGGUUGUGGAGGAUGUUACGGAGGUGCGGCAGGGGGAACGGCUGGAGAUUGAUGAGUCGGCGGAUCCGGGGGGUUUCCGCAGGCCGUAUGAGGAGGUUGCUGAUGGGAGCGCAGACGAUGACGUCGAGCUUUCCUAG
Messenger RNA from Bipolaris victoriae FI3, 1497 nucleotides. Its product is annotated as glycosyltransferase family 34 protein. The record is from RefSeq and is a predicted model, not a curated record. Gene Ontology annotation, cellular component: Golgi membrane. Bases 1 to 1497 code for a protein of 498 amino acids. Gene Ontology annotation, molecular function: glycosyltransferase activity. NCBI's taxonomy places the organism in Eukaryota, Fungi, Ascomycota, Dothideomycetes, Pleosporales, Pleosporaceae. The transcript has 2 exons. Gene Ontology annotation, biological process: protein N-linked glycosylation.